AUGCGAAAGCACGCAUCUGGAUCUUCCCUUCCCUCUCCGGCAUCUUCGUCGGCUUCCUCGUUUUCUUCUUCCUUCUCUUCGUCUUCUGCCUCCCCUGCUUCUUCGGCUCCUCCAUUUCCUUCUUCUCCUCGCCUUGCGGACGCGAAGGAUCCUCAACACACGCGACGCGUCGCUCUGCGUCAGGCAGCAGCCGCAGACUGUGGCGAGCAUUCUGCGCGCAUGCAACCAGAGAGGAGAAGCCGAAGCGGCAGGAAAGAGAGACGCCGAGGCCGAAAAGGAGAGCGCGAGAAAGCGAAAAGGCAAGUCGAGCGCCAGGCGAUUCUGCGGCUGCUUCCGCGAGUCGGAGGACAUGCACAGAGCCGCGGAAAGAAGAAAGGCCUCGCGCUCCACCGGCAUCUUCUGAGACAGCGCCAUGCAGAGAAAGAGGCCGCAAAAAGACCCAAGCGACGCCUAGCUGUCUGGCGCUCGCGCCCAGCCAGCUGGCUGUUGUCUGCGGCCAGCCAGGAAGUCGCGUCCGACACACGGGAGCUGGUCUACGUUUCCAUCAGUGGAGAAAUCAUCCCCAAACCUCGUUGCUUUCAAAUCGCUAGAGAGGAGACGCGUUUCCUCAAGGCGCAGGGCAUCACCGAUCGUCCAGACUGCUCCAGCGCCAUCUGGCACCCCGAGCGCCUUCCCGUGUACAGACACCUCCGCGAGACCGCGUUCGGUCCAGCAGCGGAAGCUCGCCGUUCGCCUUCUUUACCAGAAACGCGACAGUCUUCUCGCGUUUCGACGUUCGCCGCCGAUGCGCCUGUGUCGUCCUCGGAUUCGCCCUGCAGCGCCGCCACAUGCAGCUUCGCUUACUGGUGUUUGCCUCCCUCUCUGAUAAAGGCACUCGCGAAUCGCGGCAUCCAUUCUCUCUAUCCUUGGCAGGCGGAGUGUCUGUCGCUGGCCCUACCGUGCUUCGCGCGACCAGACGCUCGUUCUUCCAACGCGUCUUCUCCAUCACUUCCUUUCCCUGCGUCGUCCUCCUCUUCUCCGUCUGCUUCGGGCUCUGCUGCCGCUGCUUCUCCUUCGCCUGCUUCGGCGUUUCCUGGGUCAUCCUCUUCGCCGUCUUCUGUGGCUUCGUCAGUGGAGUUGUUGAUCGACCCUGGCGAUAAGAAACGCGGAAGGGACGCAGGAGAGGAGACUGGGGGAGGCGCCCAUGAGGCACAGCCAGGUCCGGACGAAGCGGGGAAGCGACGCAGACGAGAAAGUUGCCAAAACGAAGAGGAGAGAGGCGGCAGCCAGGCAAGCAGACUCGCAGGAAGAGGGGUUGACGAAGAUGAAGGCGGCGACGAGAAUGCCUCCUGCCCUUCGUCGCCGUCCACUGCGGAGACGAUUGUCGCAGACGACGAGGAGCGAGAGUCCGCAGAUGGAGAACUCGCAGCGGAAGGCGACUCAAAGGGGAAGUGCUCAAACGAAGAAGCGCGAGACCGCGAGGAAGGCGAAAAACACGCAGCCAAAGAUGGAGGUGACGAAGAAGACGAAGACGAAAACGACGAAGACGACGAAAACGACGAAGAUGGAGAUGACGAAGACGAAGACGACGAAGAUGGAGAUGACGGAGAUGGAGAUGACGCAGAAGACAGAGACAGAAAGUUCAACUUUUUGAAGAGACGAAAGGCGACUCCGACAGAGGGCAGUCUAACCGGGCGAUCGCUGGUGUACUGCGCUCCGACUUCUGGCGGGAAGUCUCUAGUUGCAGAUUUGAUUAUGGUUCUCCGGUGUCUCUUUGCUGGGAAGCGGUGUAUGUACAUCGUGCCGCAUGUUUCGCUGUGCCGAGAGAAGUCCGAGUUCCUUCACAACAUUCUCUUCCCCACGCUCUGUCUCCGCGUGCAGGCCUUCAACGCCUCUGCCGCCUCUGCGUCUCGAUGGUUCGCUGGCAUCGACAUCGCCGUCUGCACUCUCGAGCAAGCGAAUAACAUCCUCAACCGCCUCCUGCAGGAUGCAGCGCUGAUCGCUCGAGCUGAGGGCGGUCUCUCAGACCUGGAGGAGAAAGGAAGCGACGUUCGAUGUCCGCUUCCUCAUUCGCAGGCCCGCACAAAAGAAAACGCAGGAAAGACAGAAAGGGAUGCACGCAGAAGCCGGCGCCUCGCGUCUCUCCCGGGUCUGCUUGUUCAGGAUAUUGGCGUCGUUGUCGUGGACGAAUUUCAUACGCUCGGCGAGAAGGCGCGAGGAUUCCUCGUCGAACUCCUGUUGAUGAAAAUCCGGUUCCUCAACCGCUUUCUCUAUCAAGAAAUACAAGUCGUUGCCAUGUCUGCCACUCUCCCCAAUGCUCACGAGCUGGCGGAGUGGCUGAACGCGGAGCUUUUCACGACGGCUCUCCGCCCCCUGGCGCUGGAUUACUUUCUGAAGUGCGAAGGCGCGGUUUACCGCUCGACUGCGGCCUACCUCCCUUUGCCUUCUUCUGGCAUCCCCUCGUCGACACCUUGUUCCCCUCAUCUCUCCUCUCCCUCGUCUAUCUCUUCUUCUUCGUCUUCUUCUUGUUCUUCUUCUUUCUCAGCGUCUUCGUCCUCUUCGUCUUCUUCAGUGUCGCUUUCCCCUGAUUCGUUUUCUUCUUCUCCUGUAGCGCUCUCUGUGCGGCCGCAGUUGGUGCGGCGUUUGCCGGAGACGAGGCGGAGGCUGUCGACGGUGCUCCUGACUGCGGCCGGUGCCGCGGCCGCUGCGCUCUCGCUCGCGAUUUCUUCGCUGUCGGCUGACGGGAUGAGCCUGCAUCUGCAAACGCACGACGUGGUGGCGAACCGCGCGCUCGGGAUUUUACGGAAAUCUCGAGAAACAGAGAGAAAGCGAGCGGGCGAUGACGCGGGGCAGUCGAAGGACCCUCAGACGCCAGUCGGUUUUCCAGGCCAGCAGCGACUCCUGAUCGACGAGGAUCACUUGGGGUACCUCGUCUGGGAGACGACGAGCGAGGCGAAGUCGGUGAUUGUUUUUUGCGCAACGAAGGCGUGGUGCGCUCGAUCUGCAGGUUUCCUCGCGAGUCGUCUUCCAUUGUAUCGUCUCCUUGCGGCAGCUGCUUGGCUUGCUUCCCCCGCUGCGGUUUCGAGAUUGAGGCACAUGUCUUCUUCUUCUCCGCCUGCGUCUCUUUCUGAAGUUCUUUCCUUUCCCGAGGAAGCGGCAGGCGAGAAGGAAAUCGACGCCCAAUCGCAGGCCUCCUCGCCGCUUCGAACGGCAUCUCUGAGAGGCCCACCACCCUCCGGAGACUCCGCUGCGUCUGCAGGUCCUUCUUGGCUCCAGGCUGUCCCUCAGCCUCUCCUGGAAGAGCUUCUCCUCUUUGCUCCUUCGCUCUUUGUCUCGCCGCCACUGCAACAAGGAAGGGAGGAUUUACUGAAUCUCCUGCGGCACGCAGCAGGCCCAGAAAGCGGCCUCUGUCCAGUUCAAGAGCGAGCCAUCAGAGCAGGCGUUGCGUACCACCACGCAGGCUUAGAAGGAACAGCGCGAACAGCAAUCGAAAUCGCUUUCCAGCAAGGUGUUCUCUCAGUGCUCUGCGCCACCUCGACUCUCGCUCUCGGCGUCAACCUGCCUGCCUCGCGCGUCAUCCUCAGGUCCCCAGAGAUCGGAAACGAGACUCUCGACGUCGCGCGAUUCAGGCAAAUGGCUGGACGCGCUGGCCGCACGGGCUACACCGAACGCGGAGAGGCCUUUCUCUUUUGCUCUUCAAAGCAACUGCCUGCGUGUCUCGCCCUCAUCUCCGGUUCUCCAAUGUCUCGUGUGUCUCUCUCCCCGCCCCAUGGGCUCUCCUGUCCUUCGCCUAAUCAAGAAGCUCUGGACGCCGUUUCUUGCCGGCAACACUCUUUCGCUUCCAAUCUGCAUGCGGAGACAGAACGCGCCUUGAAAGCCGUCCCCGAGAGGUCCCUCACAGCACUCGCUCCCGCUGUCUCUCCAGCUGUACGUACAGCUCAGGAUUGGCUUGCUCAGGACGGAGGAGAGACGUUUUCCAGCUCUGUCCGUUCUCAGCUCCAGGGCCUCCACCUGUGUCGGGCCUUACUGGAGAGCUGCGAGACGCUUCUACCGCUCUCUCUGCUUUUUCCUUCAAAGUGCUUUUUGAGAGGAAGGAAGAUCUCGGGAGAACGAGGAAGAGGGCUGGGAGCUCUCCGAGCCGGGCGCGGCGGCGCGCGUCUGGGAGAUAGAGAAGAAGGAGGCGCUUUCGACUUGCCCUCGCAGCGCCCCGAAAGGUCGAAACGGAAAAGCGAACUCGCAUUCGCCUUCUCCUCUCUCCCUUCUGACUCAGGAAACGAGCAGACGCGCACCCGCCUGUUCUCUCCGAGAGAGAACGCAGAGGAAGAACAAGAGCGAGAAGACGGAGAAGAAGAAAAAGAAGAGUCAAGAACAGAGAGGGAAGAGGAAGGACAUUUACCAGUGAUUUCUCGACUUUUCAGCCUCGUCCGCCUUUGCACGCUGCGCGGCAAACAGACUCCGCGGAAGCAGAUGGAAAGCGAACUGCAUGCAUGUGUGGCGUAUCUCCACGAGAACUACUUGCUCGAGACUCGGGGCAGCGCCGCUGUCAGCUCUCCCGCGAGAGUCGCUGAUGGAGCCGAUGGGGGGACUUUCGUUCCAUCCGAGAGCGAAGAAGCUGCCACUCACAAGGCCGGGGAGCACGAGCGUGAGCGGUGUACAGAUGCUCCGGCGGCUGUCUCGCGGGCAUGGGAAGGGGGACUAGAAGGCGCCAUCUGCAUGCGAAGAUUCACUGCUUUCCUGCGGCGAGACCUGGAGGAAAAACGCAAUCUUUACAUAGCAGCCGCGGAAGAGGCCCGACGCGCCCAGCAGACUCUACAGACGUUGCCUGAAGCCUCAAGUGAGGUGUACAUACACCCGGAAUCCGCUCGGAGAGAACAGGUAGUCGUCCGGGCGGACGCGACGGGACCUGGCGCCGCGGUUCCCUCUCCGUUGAGAAGGACGUCCUCUUUGUCGCCUGAGUCGUACCUCCACAACUACGGAGCCAACUUCCAUCCUUCGUCCUUCUCUCCUUCGUCUGACCCCUUGCCUCUGUCGCCUGCUUCGUCUUCACCUUCGCAUCGCGCGUCCGGAUCCCAGUCUUCGCCUUCUUCGUGUGCAGGAUCUCUUCCUGUCUCUGCUGCCUCUCAGCUGCCCGGUGGAGACCCGCGCAUGCAGAGGAGACGCAGUCUCGAACAGGCGAGCGCGAAGGCGGCUCAGGACGCCACCUUGCUGAAGAGGCAGUUUGUGCUGUCUUGUCGAGAGCACCGCGGCCUUGCAUGCACGCUUCGGCGAAUGCCGCAUCUACGAUCCCCUCCUCUGCUCGUCUGUUUCUUUCUCCACGAGCUCUCCGAGUUCUCGUCGUCUUCCUGCGCCUCGCCGUCUUUGUACUGCAACGCUGUUUGUUCUCAACGAGUUCUGCCUCGCUGCAUGCAUUCCGGCGACGCGGCUGUCUCUGCAGUCUCCGUGGGCGCGUCCCGGCCUGGGGACGAGGCGGCGCAGGGCCGAAAGGCCGCGGAGAGAGAAGAGACUCUGGCAGAGACAGUUUACGCAUGCAAGUCGCCCUCUGUGCCCUGUGUUCGGCCGAGCGCUCUUCGCUCUAUUUCUCCAAACGCCCACAGAGCGCCGCGGGAGAUGGGAGAGACACCACGAGAUAAAAAACAGACAGAAGACGGGGAAAAGGCCCUGAAGCCGGCAGACGACAACGCGAUGACUGUGACAAAGACCGAGGCCACAGAGGCGCGUUCGUCCAUGCCGGCAGCGAGUCGGAGCCUCGCUGUACAGACACCGCAGCGCAUGCAUGCACAGAAGGACGCGCUGCAAGGGGCUGACAUUCUUUCACCUGGUCUGAGCGGCAGCGGAGGCGGGAGGCGGGAUGCCGACACAAACACUGAAGAGGCUGGACCUGUGUCAGGUUCGAGGACAGGCGACAAGACACAAAAACAAACGGAGACAGGGCAGAAGAGCAGCGAGCAGCGUCUCCAAGUUACGCAGAUGCGCCGAGGAAGCAGCGCGAUGUUGGGGGCACUUGCCCAGCAUGCGAAGGACGAGUUCUCGCGAGCUGUCUCUCAAUCCUUUCGUCUCCCUCGCCUUCUUCUUCUAAAACUCCAACUUGCUUUUUCUCGGCCCACUUCAGUCGCUUCGUGGAAUCCGCGAUCCUCUUCUCCCUCAUCGUUCCGCCGUAGCUACGGUCAGGGCGCGCGCGACCGCCAAGCCGGGAUCGACGAGAGCGACGCAACGCUCGCUUCUCUCUCCUCCAGGACGUCGGCGGGAGAAGAACAGAAGGACGGCGAGAAGAAUCGAAGGUCUCUCGCCGCGAGAAAAGAGAAGAAAUCAGAGAGAGACCGCGCGCGAACAUACGAAAGAUGGAGUCAAACCACCUUCGUCUCCUGCACGUACUUGGGAUCUGCAGCUGUCGAGACAGGCCUCAAUCCCUGGGAAGCCCUCGAGGCCUUCGCAGACCUCUAUAAGGCAGUUCACCAAGGACUCUGCCUGCGAAGCGAUCUGCAUCUUCUCUACCUGGGAGCAGCGCCGAUUGUUUCUCCGACAAACCUCUCUUGGGUCGCCUGUCUCCGUGUUUACGACAAUCUCGAUCUCCUCUCCAGGAAGUUCGCGGACUCUCUCGGAAUUUCCCGCGCCUUUCUGCUGCGCGCCUCUCGCACAGCGCCGAGAAAAGGAGACUGCCUCAGCGAGGCUUUGGCGACUGGCGGGGCGACGGCUGCGGCGCAUGCAGUCCACCGAAGUCACCAGCUUCUCCUCGAAGAUCGGAUUACCUUUCAGUGCAUGCAGAAUGCGCGGCUUCUUCUGUGCCACCGCCGUUUCUUCGUCGCCCUGCAGCUGUUCGAGGUUCUCUCCCGCGAUGCGCCACUCUGCCGUGUUGCUGAAAAGUUCGCCUCCUCGCCGAGUGCCGUCCAGAAGACGCUCGCGCAGGCUGCUCUCUUUGCGUCGACAAUGUCAAAGUUCGUAAUGGGCAUGCCGUCGCAGAUCGCAGCUUUGAGCGAGGUUUUUCUGCAGUUGUCAGAGAAACUGCAUCUCGUGUCUUUCUCCCCAUGGUCCCAGUCUCCCCUGUCUCCUUCCCCUCCCUCGACUUCUUCUUUCUCUACUCUCUGUUCAGCCUCUUCCGUGAAUUCUGUUUUCGUCCACCACGCUGACUCCGUCGUCGGCUUCGAAGGAGCGCGGCGCCAUUCUUCUCCAUCUGCUUCUUCCUCUUGUUCUCUCUCGUCUUCUCUCGCUUCGUCUUCGCCGUCUCGGCCGUCUUCUGGACUUCUUUCAGGUGUAUCGAGUGCAUUUGCUUCUUUCGGCAGAAAGCCUCUUUCUCUCCCGACAGAAGUCCUCGAACUCCGUUCACGAUUCGCUGCGGCGUUGUCCGUGCGUCAAGCUGCUGCGCUUGUCGGAGCCGGAUUGCGAAGCCCAGAGGCAAUCGCGAAGGCGCCCUUGGCACAGCUGCUCAGGGCCCUGGAGGCGACGGAUGCAGCAGAUAUUUCCCUUGCAGUCAGCAGUGGCGGCCUCGAGGGUCAGCGCGAGAACUUCUGGCGCCUGCAGCGAAUGCGGAGUGAGACCAGUCGCGUAGCGGCAGCCGGUAAAAUCAAAAUGCAUGCGCGGCAAGUCCUCAGGGAAGAAUUGCAGCGACGCGAAGACGAAGCAGAUCAACAACAGUUUCUGGCCGUUCCGCACGGGCGUCCUUCGAGCCACCAGACUUCUUCUCCGCGCCUCUCUUCCGCUUCGUCUUCUUCUUCCUCUUCUCUUCCUCGCGGCUCGUCUUAUCCGUCGUCCGCGCUCCCAGCUGCUCCGUCUGCGGUAGCUGCAGGUCACAGGCUCGCCGCACGCGUUCGGUUGGGCGCCGAGGCGGCAGCGGUGCGAAGAGGAGAAGCAGCAAUCGGUUGGGAAGGUCGCGCAGGCCGCGCGAGCGAAAGCGAGGCUCGUGUACAGACGAUUGCGUCUCGCCAGCAAGCGGAGAAGGAAGCGAGAGCGAGAGACGAACGGCUUCUGUCAAACAGUCGGAGCAAGGAGAACGCCUUUUCGGGGAGACGGAAGCAGAGGCUUCUUUCGCCUCGCCGACUCGCUUGUCCUCCCUUUCUUCAGCGAGGGGCAAGCGCUUCAAACUCCAGGCGAAGAGAGCGCUGCGGUGACCCCCCAGAGACAGAGCGACUCUCAAGUGUCCUGACAGCCGGGGGAGCAGACCUUGGCCUCGCGGGACUCAACCGCGGGCAGCGAAGGGAGGACGAAAUCGAGGAAGGAGACGAAGAUGACGACAGCGGUGAACAUAGCGAUCGUGACCACGAUAGCCAUAGUGAUGAGGAUAUUUGCGAUAGUGAUGAGGACAGCGAUAGUGAUGAGGAUAGCGAUAGUGAAGAGGACAGCGAUAGUGAAGAGGAUAGCGAUAGUGAAGAGGACAGCGAUAGUGAAGAGGAUAGCCACAGUGACAAAGACAGGGAGAGUGAUGGAAGCCGUGAAGAAGAAGGAAGUGGUGACGCGAGUCACAUGCUUUUGACCGAUUCAUCGCUCGAGAAUUUCUGA
Molecule: messenger RNA, 8469 nt
Organism: Toxoplasma gondii ME49
Lineage: Eukaryota; Apicomplexa; Conoidasida; Eucoccidiorida; Sarcocystidae
Product: DEAD/DEAH box helicase domain-containing protein
Exons: 21
Coding region: 1-8469 (2822 amino acids)
Molecular function (GO): nucleic acid binding; ATP binding
Source: RefSeq, a predicted model, not a curated record